Antechinus flavipes (yellow-footed antechinus) is the source of this 2586-nucleotide messenger RNA. Its product is annotated as solute carrier family 23 member 1-like. The annotation marks the transcript as partial. Gene Ontology annotation, molecular function: transmembrane transporter activity. Gene Ontology annotation, cellular component: membrane. Gene Ontology annotation, biological process: transmembrane transport. The record is from RefSeq and is a predicted model, not a curated record. The transcript has 12 exons. NCBI's taxonomy places the organism in Eukaryota, Metazoa, Chordata, Mammalia, Dasyuromorphia, Dasyuridae.
UCUAUAAACAACUCUGGUUCAGAUUUUCUGGAACUGGGCUGUUUCUUUCUCUUCCUCUCUAAGCAAGUCUCCUUUUCCCCCUUUCUUAUUUCCAUUUCUCUUAAAAGGGAGCUGGGAAGGAGAUUCUGGGUCACCACGCUGGCCACCAUCCCCUGCUGUGAGAACUCCACCACGAUGAAUGACAUCCUGCCAAGUCUCAGCAUGAAGGGACAAGGCAAGAAGCAGAAUGGAGAGGCCCAGAAUCACGGCCAUAAACAACUGGCCUACAGCAUAACAGACACCCCACCCUGGUACCUCUGCAUCUUUCUUGGGAUUCAGCAUUAUCUCACAGCCCUGGGCGGGCUUGUGGCUGUGCCUCUGAUCCUGUCCAAGUCCCUGUGCCUGGAGCAUGAUCCCCUGACCCAGAGCUAUCUCAUCAGCACCAUAUUCUUUGUGUCUGGCAUCUGCACUCUCCUCCAGGUGUUUUUUGGUGUCAGGUUGCCUAUUCUCCAGGGUGGGACAUUUGCCUUUUUGACCCCAUCCUUAGCGAUGCUCUCUCUUCCCGCAUGGAAAUGCCCUGAUUGGACUCUCAAUGCCACGCAGGUGAAUGUCAGCUCUCCGGAAUUCACUGAAGAAUGGCAGAAAAGGAUUCGAGAGUUACAGGGUGCCAUCAUGGUGGCUUCCUGUGUCCAGAUCAUUGUGGGAUUCUCUGGCCUCAUUGGCUUCCUGAUGCGAUUCAUUGGCCCCCUGACCAUUGCCCCAACCAUCUCCCUUGUGGCUUUGCCUCUUUUUGACUCUGCAGGGACUGAUGCUGGGAUCCACUGGGGCAUCUCCGCUAUGACCAUCUUCCUCAUUGUACUGUUUUCUCAGUACCUGAAAAACAUCCCUGUGCCAGUACCUGCUUAUGGGCAAGUCAAGAAGUGUCAUGUUUCUAAGCUCUACCUGUUUCAGAUCUUCCCAGUGCUACUGGGGCUCUCCAUUUCUUGGAUCAUCUCCUUUGUGCUUACUGUCACCAAUGUCUUCCCUUCGGCCCCUUCAGAAUAUGGUUAUUUGGCCCGUACAGACAUCAAAGGCAGUGUUCUGUCCCAGGCCCCUUGGUUCCGCAUCCCUUACCCAGGGCAAUGGGGACUUCCCACCAUCAGCUUGGCUGGAGUGUUCGGUAUCAUCGCCGGGGUGAUCUCCUCCAUGGUGGAAUCAGUGGGGGAUUAUCACGCCUGCGCCCGGCUCGUAGGGGCCCCGCCCCCUCCGAAACAUGCCCUCAAUCGGGGCAUCGGCAUCGAGGGCAUUGGCUGCCUGCUGGCAGGAGCGUGGGGCACUGGGAACGGCACCACCUCUUACAGCGAGAACGUUGGUGCCCUGGGCAUCACCAGGGUGGGGAGCAGGAUGGUGAUCAUUGCUGCGGGCUGUGUGCUGCUCCUGAUGGGCGUAUUUGGGAAGAUUGGGGCUGCUUUUGCCACCAUACCAACCCCUGUGAUCGGGGGUAUGUUCCUAGUAAUGUUUGGAGUUAUCACAGCUGUGGGAAUUUCCAAUCUACAGUAUGUGGACAUGAACUCUUCCAGAAACCUCUUUGUCUUUGGCUUCUCCAUCUACUGUGGGCUGACUGUUCCUAACUGGGUGAACAAGAAUCCAGAACGAAUCCAGACAGGAAUUCCCCAAUUGGAUCAAGUGGUCCAGGUUCUGCUCACCACUGGGAUGUUUGUGGGUGGAUUCCUGGGUUUUGUACUUGACAACACUAUCCCAGGAAGUCAAGAAGAAAGAGGUUUCACAACAUGGAACCAAAUACAUGAAGACUCAGAGGAGGCCCAGAAAGUCUCAGAGAUCUACAGCUUCCCUUUUGGGAUUGGCUCCAAGUUCUGUACUGCUUCUUGGCUCUCGUAUAUCCCCUUUUGGCCCAAGCCAGUGCAUGGAGGGGAAGCAAUGGAAAGGGAGCAUCAUCCCAUAGAGGAGAAUGGUCAUAUUUCAAUGGAAUCGAGGGGAAAGAUGGAAACAAGAAUGUAAAGAUACUUCUUCUCCUAGUCAGGAACAUCCCAGAAGAGACAAUGGUUUGAUAGACCUCUAUUUUUUGAAUGGAUACCUUAAAGCACUAAACUUAAAGUAACUAAAGUUACUAAUUCACCUAUGCACAAAUCAACCUUUCUCCACAACCUGUUUCCCACUUAUAAUGUACUUGAACUGUGUAUCCUGAAAUAUACAAAAUACUAAUUUUAUUAUUGACAUUAACUGUGAAAUAGUCUAUAAGUGUUUCAUUUCCUUCCACUUCCACCCCAGAAGCAUAAACUCAGCCUGAAUCAAGUGCGGACAUCAGCCCAUAAUUUUUUGCCUUCCAGUACUAUUUCUGCUACAACUUCUCCUUCCCUAGAAAAUAAAGGGAACUAGAAAGAUAGCUUAUGAGUGAGAUCAGCUCUUGGGAUCUUCAUCAGAGAUUCUGAUCCCCAAGGUCUUUGAUAAUUAUGAAUUCAAUGGAUAUUUAAUUAAUCACCUAUUAUGCCAAGAAUUGGUGCCAAGAAUGUUGGAAACACAAAGAUGGAAAUAAUAAAGAACAUGCUUUCCAAGGAACCUGCAAUCUACUGGAAGGUGGAAUUGACUAAAAUAAAUCAUCAUGACAAA